This is a messenger RNA of Dendroctonus ponderosae (mountain pine beetle), 1765 nucleotides long. Its product is annotated as BRCA1-associated RING domain protein 1-like. NCBI's taxonomy places the organism in Eukaryota, Metazoa, Arthropoda, Insecta, Coleoptera, Curculionidae. The transcript is spliced from 5 exons. Gene Ontology annotation, molecular function: protein binding; metal ion binding. The record is from RefSeq and is a predicted model, not a curated record. Bases 117 to 1583 code for a protein of 488 amino acids.
UUAUUUGUUUACCUUUAUCAUGGUAUUUUAUUCGUUAUUAGGUUUUGCUUUUCAGUUCGUUAGUUUUAUUCAAUUAUUAUACUUUCAAGCUGUAUCAGAUCUAAAUAUAACAAUAGAUGGAUCUAUGCAGCAAUAUCCUGUAUAAGUUAGCAGAGUUACAACACGUCUUAGAAUGUUCAAUAUGUAACAAAAAAUGUAACAGUCCCGUACGAAUUAAGACCUGUGGGCACUAUUUCUGCACUAAAUGCUUACAAGCUGCGAAAACACCCAGUACCUGUCCCAAAUGUGGAGAAUUAUACGCACCCACUGAGUUAGAUUUCAACAAUUUGGCUAAAGAAUGCGAUCACGAACUCCUUGAGUUACAAGAGCUGUUGCAAAAUGCACAACAAGUAGCCAAAAACAGAGACAACUCUUCGAAGAUCAAUUUAGUGCAAGAGGAGGAUACUUCCCUGGGCAUUUCUUCAGAAGCAAAUACAAUUUUGUAUAUGGGAAAACAAUAUCGUGUACAGUUUUUAAAAUCACAAUGUAAGAAGAAUGCUAAAGGUGAAACUCCUUUGCAUUUAGCUUGCAGAAGAAAUAAGCUGAAUGAAAUUCGAUCACUCAUUAAUUCCCCAGUGGAUAUAAAUGCCAAAGACUAUGCAGGAUGGGCCCCACUGCAUGAAGCUAUUGAGAGUAAAGCAACAGAAAUUGUACAAUACCUUCUGGAAAACAAUUGUCUUCUCGAUAUUCCGGGACCAGAUUAUCUAACCCCUUUGCAUAAAGCUGUUAUUCUGAACAACGCUGAUAUAGUUAGCAUUCUAUUAAAGCAUGGAGCCGACGUUCAUGGGUUUGAUUAUCGUGGUUUAAAACCUGAAGACUACUGUGAGAAUAGCAAAAGUUUCAACGAAAUGUUUAAGUCGCCCGAAGAAAUCUACCCCAAGGUUUUCAAUGUGUUUUUGCCGGGGAAAGUCUCCUUGUAUUGCCACAGCAUUGAUGAAGCUAUUAAAGCGAAGUUAGAGGGAUGCAAACACAUUAAUGUAGUAAACAAGGUGGAUACUAAAAAAGUCCUUACACAUUUUGUGAUUAAAAAGUCUCAUAAGCUGUCCUUGAAAAUCAUGCAAGCCAUGCUGGAAGGUUUACAAUUUUUGAAUCAGGAAGACGUUGAUGACUACAUUAAAGGACAAUAUUUUAUAAAUAUCCCACAACAUACAUUUUUCACCAAUAAGGAGUUGAAUGAUGGUGUUCAAAAAGCUAUGAUGAGUGCCAUUCUGAAAUUGCCCAAAUUGUUUGAUGGCGUAAAUUUUCACAUUGAGGACCACAACAAGCGUGUAAAUGUGUAUAAUCUUGAGCUAGAUAAAGAACAUAUUAUCAGACUGAUCAAAGCUGGUGGAGGAAAUGUAUUGCACAGGCCACCUACCGCUAGUACUUGUGAAGUAGUGCACCCCUUUUUCUCAAUAUUAGGAUCUAGUACUUUCCAGUGCUGCAAUUUCAUUAUAUAUGAAGAAAAACAUGCUCCAGAUUUGAUGUACAACAUGAUGGAAUUAAAACAUAGGAGUUCUAAAUGGACAAACAACACAACAAACACCAUUGCCCGACAUCUAUAACAGGAAGACGAAGUCUAAGAUUAUUCGGGAAUUAAUUGGAUAUACAGAAAUGUGUAAUAAAAAAAAUGUAAAACGAGGAAUUCUAGGGAGCACUAUCGCGGAUGUCUAGCCAAUAAAAUAAAUCACAUUUCUACUAUAAUUUAUCAGCAGCCAGCAAUGAUGUUUUAAUAAAUUUAAAUACA